AAAUCAGAUUUCACCCGCCCCAAUUUUCAGCCCACUCCACAAAACCCUAGACCGUGUUUCCAGUUUUGUUUCACCAAACAAAACCCUAGACGCAGUCGCUCCUCCUUGCGCUGCGUAGCACAGAGAAACGAAGAGUGCUGAUCCAACAUGUCGAAGCGAGGCCGCGGAGGUUCGGCGGGGAACAAGUUCAGGAUGUCGCUGGGUCUACCGGUGGCGGCGACGGUGAACUGCGCCGACAACACGGGGGCGAAGAACCUCUACAUCAUAUCGGUGAAGGGAAUCAAGGGGAGGCUCAACCGUUUGCCGUCGGCUUGCGUCGGGGACAUGGUGAUGGCCACGGUUAAGAAGGGGAAGCCCGAUCUAAGGAAGAAGGUCAUGCCCGCCGUCAUCGUCCGACAGCGCAAGCCGUGGCGCCGAAAGGAUGGCGUCUUCAUGUACUUCGAAGAUAAUGCUGGUGUCAUUGUGAAUCCAAAAGGUGAAAUGAAAGGUAAUUAUUAUUAUAUUUUUUAUGUUUUUUCGUUGAACCAAUCCCACCAACCGUGGAGUAAAUGGAACAUCUUUGAGUUUCAGAUAAUGGCCAAAUUUAUAAUGUUUAAAGUGAAUGGGACACACUUCAUUUGAGCUCAUUUGCACUCAUUUAACCAGUAGUAGUUAUGAUGUCCCAAUGGAAAUGGAAACAAAUGGAACUGGCAACAAAAUUUGCUGAGGUGUUUGUCUGUAUAUGACAUGAAAUAGUUUUCUUGUUGGAUUUUUGAUCACUGUACUUGAGGCUGUGACUGUGAUGUUCGUACAUUCUUACUGAAAUAAAGCCAGAUUUUCAAUGUUUAAUACUUUUGUAGAAUUUUGUUUUGCUCAAGUUUUUGCAUAAUACCACCAAGUCUUUAAGAAAAAGGUAAUUUCUUUAUUUGUUUUCAAUCCAUUUAGAGGUGGAGGGAAGGGGUUAUGAGAGCUUGAACCAUUGAGUUGAUGAGCAGCAAAUUCACUUGCCCAACCUCUGGGCUAUUUCCUUGGCGCAAUUUCAUGUCAUUUCACCUCCAUCUUUUUUGUUUCAUCUUGAUUGUUGCGACAGUUCUCUGUGUAGUUUGGGUUUGUAGUUGGGUUUUAUUGUUUGUUUGGUAUCUCUGAACUACUUGCUUGUAAUCUCAUAUCUUAGUAAUUAUUGACAUUUCGGACUGACCGGGAGACGGGCUACCAAACGAAUAGCUCCUUCGACCCAUGAAAGUUUAUGAGUGCCAAGAAUCAUCUCGAUUAUAUUACUCAAAGUUGGCAGAUAGGGAAAAUGUCAGAAUCUUAUUUCUUUCCAAGAGUUAUUCCGCGAGUGAGAUGGUGUUUAGACAUUUAUAAGUUCGGAGUUUUGUCACGUCUUAGGUAAAAUUGCAUGCUCUAGGGCUUUAAAUCAUUUACGAUUUGCAUCCACACACCCUAUAUCGUCAUGAAGUGCUGAAUGUAUUGGUGAGUUAUUCACAUUUCUUUUCUGCUUUGUUAUUCGUAGGAUCUGCAAUAACAGGUCCGAUUGGAAAGGAGUGUGCUGACUUGUGGCCAAGGAUAGCUAGUGCUGCGAAUGCUAUUGUUUAAGAGUAUCGAUCCAAAGUGUUUGGAAAAACUGGUUUUGUUCGUCUGCAACUCGAUUUUGCUAGUAUUUGAAAUUGUAUUUUUAAUAGGUGUGUUAAGUGGGGUGGUUGAACUAAGAGACUACAUUUUUUGUUCACAGUUAUCAUGUGAUGCUUAAUUUGGUUA
This is a messenger RNA of Rhododendron vialii, 1737 nucleotides long. Its product is annotated as large ribosomal subunit protein uL14. Gene Ontology annotation, molecular function: large ribosomal subunit rRNA binding; structural constituent of ribosome. Gene Ontology annotation, cellular component: ribosome; cytosolic large ribosomal subunit. Gene Ontology annotation, biological process: translation. The transcript is spliced from 3 exons. The record is from RefSeq and is a predicted model, not a curated record. Lineage: Eukaryota; Viridiplantae; Streptophyta; Magnoliopsida; Ericales; Ericaceae. Bases 148 to 621 code for a protein of 157 amino acids.